AUGGAAACCCGACGUCGAGACUUGGUUGUCUCACAGGACAGACAGCUUCACAUGAGCUUUGACGAAACACUGAUUCAGGGCCAGAGACUGCAAAUUUCACCCCAGCGGAUGCUCCAUCCGGACCAGAGUCGCUUGUGGGAGCCCUUGGAGCCCUCCUGGGACCUGGACACCACUACCACUACGAACCGCUCCCUCAGGAUCCAAAGAUCCCAAGUCCCCAAGUCAUCAUCAUCCACUCACGACUGCCAGGACGGCUUCCCCCCACGGCCGCUUGCGCGCCGGCCGGCCUGGCCUGGCCUGGCCUGCCCACCACCCAUCCAUCACCUAUCACCUGCAGGCCGUCGAUUCGAGCAAUGCAGCGCUCUAAAAUCACUCACGGAUGCUUGUCUAAUUCACCUGCCUAUCAAGCCUCGACCACACGCGUGGACUGACGGAGCACGGCUAGCAGCCUAA
Messenger RNA from Diaporthe batatas, 453 nucleotides. RefSeq lists its product as uncharacterized. The transcript has a single exon. The record is from RefSeq and is a predicted model, not a curated record. NCBI's taxonomy places the organism in Eukaryota, Fungi, Ascomycota, Sordariomycetes, Diaporthales, Diaporthaceae. Bases 1 to 453 code for a protein of 150 amino acids.